AAGGAGAGAGAGGGCUCGACGAGAUAAGCAUAGGGAGCAGAGAGAAAGAUUCGGGGAGGGGAGGAAGAACGCUUCAACCCUAGAUCAAAUCCGAUUCAAAGAUCUCCCCUUUCCGUUGCCAUAAAGGGGAAGAGUCGAAGAAUCGGAGAAAAGGUUUUGUUUUUUAAAUCUGGGUUUUGAUUGUUCCUGUGAAAUCCAGAAAAAAAUUCCAGAUUUGGAACCCUUCGUUUCCUCUCUGUUGAUCGGAUCUUCUUCUCUCUGGGCUUCAACAAUGGCGGAGGUCACAGACAAGAAGAAGUACAUUACGAGCGAGGAUCUGAAGAAACACAACCAGCCGGGAGAUCUAUGGAUCUCGAUUCAGGGCAAGGUAUAUGACGUUACCGAUUGGGUGAAAUCCCAUCCCGGAGGCGAUGCUCCGAUCAGAAAUCUCGCCGGACAAGACGUCACCGACGCGUUCAUCGCUUACCAUCCGGGCACCGCCUGGGCCCACCUCGACAAGUUAUUCACCGGUUAUCACCUCCGUGACUUCCAUGUCUCCGACAUCUCUCGGGACUACCGCCGCAUGGCCACUGAGUUCACGAAACUCGGUCUCUUCGAGAACAAAGGUCACGUGACCGUCUGCACCCUCACGGGCGUCUUCCUCAUGUUCAUCGCUGUCCUCUACGGCGUCUUGGCCUGUUCCAGCGUCUGGGCCCACUUCCUCUCCGCCGUUGUCCUCGGCCUCCUCUGGAUCCAGAGCGCCUACGUGGGUCACGACUCGGGCCAUUACAACGUCAUGACGAGCCGUGGCUACAACAAACUGGCUCAGCUUCUCUCCGGCAACUGUCUCACCGGAAUCUCGAUCGCGUGGUGGAAGUGGACCCACAAUGCCCACCACAUUGCCUGCAACAGCCUCGAUCACGACCCAGAUCUACAGCACAUCCCUGUCUUCGCCGUCUCGACCAAGUUCUUCUCCUCGAUGACGUCGAAGUUCUACGGUCGGAAACUCGACUUCGACCCAUUGGCCCGGUUCCUCGUCAGCUACCAGCACUGGACGUUUUACCCAGUGAUGUGCGUCGGUAGGGUGAAUCUCUUUAUCCAGACGUUCUUGCUCUUGUUCUCGAAGCGUCACGUCCCCGAAAGGGCACUGAACAUUGCGGGCAUUUUGGUGUUCUGGACAUGGUUCCCUCUCCUGGUCUCUUGCCUCCCCAACUGGCCGGAGAGAUUCAUGUUCGUGCUGACGAGCUUCACCGUCACGGCGCUGCAGCACGUGCAGUUCUGUCUGAACCACUUCGCCGCCGACGUGUACACAGGCCCGCCCAACGGGAACGACUGGUUCGAGAAACAGACAGGUGGGACAUUGGACAUAUCAUGUCGGUCGUGGAUGGACUGGUUCUUCGGCGGGCUUCAGUUUCAGCUCGAGCACCACCUGUUCCCGAGGCUGCCGAGAUGCCAUCUCCGGCGAGUUUCUCCGGUGGUUCGGGAACUCUGCAAGAAGCACAACCUUCCGUACAGGAGCCUGUCGUGGUGGGAGGCCAAUGUGUGGACCAUUAGGACGCUGAGGACAGCGGCGAUUCAGGCCAGGGACGCGGCCAACCCCGUUGGCAAGAACUUGGUCUGGGAAGCUGUCAACACACAUGGCUGAGUCCAAGAUUUUUGUUUCCUUUUUCUUAAAGUUUUUGUUUGCUUUCAUGGUUCUUUUUCAAUAUUCUGCUUUAUUUUGUUAAGAAAAAAAAAACAGCUGGAAAAUCUGAUAAAGGGGUUAUUUUUUUAUCAGAUAACCGUUUACAUUAUA
This is a messenger RNA of Tarenaya hassleriana, 1774 nucleotides long. RefSeq names its product delta(8)-fatty-acid desaturase 2-like. Gene Ontology annotation, cellular component: membrane. Lineage: Eukaryota; Viridiplantae; Streptophyta; Magnoliopsida; Brassicales; Cleomaceae. Gene Ontology annotation, biological process: lipid metabolic process. Gene Ontology annotation, molecular function: oxidoreductase activity, acting on paired donors, with oxidation of a pair of donors resulting in the reduction of molecular oxygen to two molecules of water. The coding region runs from base 272 to 1624 and encodes 450 amino acids. The transcript has a single exon. The record is from RefSeq and is a predicted model, not a curated record.